AUGGCGUCAAGAUUGAAAACUCGCAUUGGACUAGCUCUUGACCAAGUUGGUGUUAUUCGCGGGUCGAGUGUUGAAUCAAACCAGGAACUUCCCAGGUCUUCGAUUUUCGGCGUGCCUGGCUGCGGGGGAGGAGUUGGUAGGAUAGCAACAGCAGCGGAUCCGGUGAAUGCUGCUUUCCCAGAUGGAAUGAAGGCACUUAAGGGGGUGGGAGUAAUGGAAGCAGGGACCAAGAAAAUAGGAUGA
Messenger RNA from Aspergillus niger, 243 nucleotides. RefSeq lists its product as hypothetical. The transcript has 3 exons. The record is from RefSeq and is a predicted model, not a curated record. Bases 1 to 243 code for a protein of 80 amino acids. NCBI's taxonomy places the organism in Eukaryota, Fungi, Ascomycota, Eurotiomycetes, Eurotiales, Aspergillaceae.